Mytilinidion resinicola is the source of this 1305-nucleotide messenger RNA. RefSeq lists its product as uncharacterized. Gene Ontology annotation, biological process: fungal-type cell wall organization. The transcript has 10 exons. Gene Ontology annotation, molecular function: structural constituent of cell wall. The record is from RefSeq and is a predicted model, not a curated record. Gene Ontology annotation, cellular component: fungal-type cell wall. Lineage: Eukaryota; Fungi; Ascomycota; Dothideomycetes; Mytilinidiales; Mytilinidiaceae. Bases 173 to 1144 code for a protein of 323 amino acids.
CGCCGCAUUCCUAUUUCCUUCUCUUCCAGCAUCUCUGUCAAUUCAAAAGUCACCAGUCUGUCACUGUUCUCUUUUGCUUUAGUUGACUGAUACCUCGUUCAUCGGUCUUCUAUCCUUCGCUCAGCAGCUUCACCUGCGCAUAUACACCAAAACUUGAGCCAUAUCCACCACAAUGCGGUCUACAUUCGCUCUCCUCGCCCUCGCGGCUGGCGCCUUCGCGAGGCCGCAAGGCGUUACUACCGAAAUUGCCCCUUCAGCAACCGCUCCAGCAGGCUGCUCGCCCACCUACCCUGGCACCUUCGAGAUCACCGUCGUUAAUGCCACCACAUCCAAGAAGCGGGAUCUUGUCCGAAGACAAAAGUCCGGCAUCUUGAAGUUGUCUCUCGCUGGAGGUGUCCUACAUGACCAGGCAGGCCGAACUGGUUACGUUGCGGCCAACUACCAAAUCCAGUUCGACGAACCGCCUCAGACUGGUGCUAUCUAUACGAGCGGCUUCUCGGUCUGUGGAAACGGAUCGCUUGCCCUCGGUGGAUCAGCCGUCUUCUACCAGUGCGACAGCGGCAGUUUCUUCAACCUCUACGAUCGAUCAUGGGCUGCUCAGUGCACCCCCAUCUACAUCGUUGCUGAGGGCGGUGCUCCUGCUGCAUCCCAGGCGUCUGACGGCCAGCCCGCUGGAAAAACUGCUAUUACCGCGCCUGUGACACAAUUGACAGACGGUCAGCCAGGUGCAUCCACAUUGCUUCCUUCGCCGCCCGUCGUUACUCAACUCUCCGACGGGCAACCGGGUAUUUCCUCUGCUCUUCCAGCCCCGGUCUCGCAACUCUCAGACGGUCAACCCCAGAUCGUCAGCGCCGCACCUGUUUCCGUUUUGACAGAUGGACAAAUCCAAGCUCCUACAGGCGUCCCAGUUUCACAAGCUACAGAUGGGCAGAUCCAAGGCCCUACUGGCGCCCCAGUCUCACAAAUAUCGGACGGUCAGCCGCAAGCUCCUACGGGCACUCCCGUCUCAGAAAUUACAGAUGGACAGAGUAUGUACACCUGCGAGAUUCCCCAACGCAUACGCCGUAUUCGGGCGCCGAGUCGCAUGGUGCUUCAGAUACAGUCUCGCGUUAAAGGAUAUCCUUGCCCCUGGAUAUUCGCAUGAAUUCCUGCUAAUUGCAAUGUUUGCUUUUAGUUCAAGCCCCUACUGGAGCACCUGUCUCUCAAAUCUCAGAUGGCCAGCCUCAAGUCCUCACGACAAGCGCCCCAGUGAUCACUGGCGCUGCAGUCUCGCAAAAAAGCGACGGACAACCCAUUGCAACCGCC